AUCACACACCCAAGCCUCCACUCCUCCUAGUCUUCACUUCCUCUGCUCCUGCACCUCCCUUCCCGAGCUGCUCAGUAGCUAGCCAUGGCGCAGGGAAGCGGCGGUGCGACCGCCGUGCUCGCGCUGCUCCUCCUCUGCGUGCUCCUCCACGGCGACUUCGCCGAGUCCAAGGUGUACACCGUCGGCGACCGCGCCGGCUGGGCCCUCAGCUCCGGCGGCUGGCCCAGGGGCAAGCGCUUCCGCGCCGGCGACGUGCUGCUGUUCAAGUACGGGCGCGGGGCGCACAACGUGGUGGCGGUGAACGCGGCGGGGUACAAGUCGUGCAGCGCGGCGAGGGGCGGCCGGACGUACAACUCCGGCAGCGACCGCGUCACGCUCGCCCGCGGCACCAACUACUUCAUCUGCAGCGUCCCCGGCCACUGCCAGGCCGGCAUGAAGAUGGCCGUCACCGCCGCAUGAUCCGUCUCUCCGUCGUCCAUCGCCCCGCCGGCCGGCCGGUGCUUAUUAAUUAACUUUAGUUUACUUUCCAUCCUCGAGUGACCGAAGCUACUGCAUGGUGCGUAGUACGUGUUCAAUAAAAUGCCCGAGUUCGUGGGGGUUGGGCCGUCUGGCCGGUUGGCACUAGCUAGAGAGAGAUUAAUAUACUCUGUUGUUCCGGUUGUACGUGCUUUAAUGCUUGUAUACCAGAAUUUUGAGUUGUUGUGUCCUUUGUGACACUCCUUCCA
This is a messenger RNA of Triticum aestivum (bread wheat), 725 nucleotides long. RefSeq names its product chemocyanin. The coding region runs from base 85 to 459 and encodes 124 amino acids. The record is from RefSeq and is a predicted model, not a curated record. Gene Ontology annotation, molecular function: electron transfer activity. The transcript has 2 exons. NCBI's taxonomy places the organism in Eukaryota, Viridiplantae, Streptophyta, Magnoliopsida, Poales, Poaceae. Gene Ontology annotation, cellular component: plasma membrane.